This is a messenger RNA of Rotaria socialis, 795 nucleotides long. NCBI's taxonomy places the organism in Eukaryota, Metazoa, Rotifera, Eurotatoria, Philodinida, Philodinidae. The record is from the annotation of a GenBank genome assembly.
AUGCGUCUUCAAGCUUUGUUUUUCUUGGUUUUCUUGGCCAUCAUCUAUGAAAACCAUUGCGAAGAAGCAACUACAUUAGCAGCGGCCGAAGAAGUUGCAGAUGAUAAAAAAGAUGCUGAUGUGGCCGCACCUGCGAAAUCUGAUGUUAAGAAGGAAGACGAUGAAGAAAAGUCACAAGAUAAGGUCGAAGAAAAAACCGAUUCAUCAGAAAAGAAACCAAUCAAAUCCAAUAAUGGCAAAAAGGCCAAAUCUCCCGGAAAAAAGAAACUACGUGGAAAAUCGCCAGAUUACCUUGGUCGUAUGUAUAUCUAUUUCCCAAAUAAAGCUACAACUGGUAAAAAACCAAAACCAACGAAAGUUACGUUUCCCGUUGCUCGUUAUGAUCGUCGUCGAUUUCCUAAAUUCGGUCCACUCUAUACUUUUCUUCCUUGGUUGCCAAUCUAUGUUGAACCUCGAUCAAAACAAACUAUUAUCUAUUCACCAGUUGGCGGUGUUUAUAUUCUUCCACCAGUAGUUAACUUCUAUGGCGAUAUUUAUUCAGUUGCUGAACUUAUUGCAAACGGUUAUGCAAGUUUAGUUAGUACCGGCGCUCCACCACCACCUUCUGUUGAUGUUUCAUCGUUGGUACAAACUGGUUCAUUCGGCGGCACUAGUGGACCAACUGUAAAUCCAAAUACUGGUGGAUUUACUGGAGCUGUUACAAGUGAUAUUCGCGGAUAUCCAGCUACAUCUUUUUCAUAUCCAUACGGAGCAAAUUAUGGUUAUCAACAGCAACAGCAAAAUGCAGGAUACUAG